AUGGCAAACGAGUUUCGUGGAUCUUCCUUAAGGAGCUCUUCUCCCAACAACCCUAAGUUCAUCCAAAUCAUUACUUCAUUAGAUGAAUUAAGCCGUCUGAGGAUUCCAGUAGAAUUUGCCAAAAGACACUGCGAGAAGAUGUUAAACCCCGUGUUUCUUGAGGCUCCCCAUGGAAAAGCUUGGGAGGUUGAAGUGGAAAAUUCUCAAGGCCAAAUUUGGCUAGUCAAGGGAUGGAGUGAUUUUUGUGACUAUUACUCAAUAAUAGUCAAGAGCAUAUUAAUAUUCACAUACAACCCGCGUUGUCACUUUGCUGUCGCUAUAUAUGAUCAGAGUAAAACAGAAAUUGAAUAUCCAAUAGAUCAAGAUAUUGAAUCAGAUGAACAAGAGGAAGAUAUUCUAGUUGCCCAAGCUAAUGCUAAUGUAAUUCAGAAGCGUAAGUAA
Messenger RNA from Solanum lycopersicum (tomato), 441 nucleotides. RefSeq names its product B3 domain-containing protein At1g49475-like. The record is from RefSeq and is a predicted model, not a curated record. Gene Ontology annotation, molecular function: DNA binding. NCBI's taxonomy places the organism in Eukaryota, Viridiplantae, Streptophyta, Magnoliopsida, Solanales, Solanaceae.